AGGCUAGAUCAAGCCAGGCUAGCCGGGUUGCUUAGUGUCGGUGCCGAGAUGACGGCGGCGCGGGCUUUGCGCAGCGCGGGUUCCUCAGGACUGGAGGGCGGCGCCGCGGCCUCCACUCGGGCCGCACUGUAUCCGGGGGAAGAAGCUUCGCGGCGACGUCCCGUUACUCCAGGCCCUGCCGGCCCAGACGGGCUGCAGCCGCGACAUAGCCUCGCCCCCCUGCAGCGCCCGCUUUCGCGACCGACCUGCCGCGGACCGCCGAGAUCGCACCAGCCAGAGAGCGAAACAGCGACCUCCGCCUCCCCCGACCCGACAACAACAAGCGUCCGACGGGCCCAACCCCACUCCUCUGAAUGGUCCACUCUAGCCACAGGGUCCAGACCACGAGAAAUCUUAUUGGGGGAGUCCUCCGCCACUCAGCCUUACCUUCCACUUCUACUGGCUGUAUAGCUUGUCUGUCUCGCCCUCGCUUACGAACCCGCCUCCACUCUUAGUGUUCAUUGGUUAGGGCCAUACCCGCCCCGCCCCCAGGUGCCAACCCUCUUCCUAGAGUGGUGCACGGUUACGAAGUGCGUCUCUAGUGUGUUUGUGUGUGUGUGUUUGUGUGUAUUGGCGCCUGGUUCGCUCCGAGAACCGGUAUUGUCUUAUGUCGGGCAGCAGCUAUCGUUCGUUUGAACCUUUGAGAAAAGUCCAUCCUUGCCUUCUUUUUGUGACCGGUGAUCGGUCUGUGACACUGUCCCCGGGUCCUGCUGAAACGUGACUAGCGUGGCCGGAUUGUGCCUGGAGAUCCUUGGACCAUCUCUAUAGCUUAGUGAGCUAUCAGGCUCUGGUAGUGCGGAGCACUAGGUCCUUCUUGUUCUCCACGCUCUGGCGCAUCCGGAACCUAGGCUCACAGUCCGAGUUUCUGGACGGCGGAAGCACUCAACAGUUCUAAAUCACGGAAGCGCUCUCGGAGAGUCAGGACUCCGCCGGACCAGAAAUGUCGCCGCCCGCCGGCGGUGCGGCAGUGGCUGCAGACCCUGACUCACCUGUAGUGCUCCUGGCAGUGCACGCCGCGGUGAGACCUCUAGGCGCUGGGCAGGAUGCCGAAGCGCAGCUGCGGAAGCUGCAGUUGAAAGCCGACCCUGAGCGGCCUGGACGCUUCCGGCUGGAACUGUUAGGCACCGAGCCUGGGGCGGUCAGUUUAGAAUGGCCCUUGGAGAACAUUUGCUAUACCGUCCGCGGGCCUAACCAACACGAACUGCAGCCUCCACCUGGAGGCCCUGGAACCUUCAGUGUGCACUUCCUUGACUCUGAGGAAGCGCAGCAGUGGGCAGCACUGGUGCGAGAUGCCACCGUAGAAGGACAAAAUGGCAGUGGCAGCCCAGCCCCAGCUUCAGCUGCAGAAGUGUGCCCCAUUUCUCCACCAUGUUCUUCUAUGGCUCAAAUACCUAACGCAACCCAACCUGAGGUGGAUCCUCCUCUAAGUUCUGGAAACUUGAAAAAAGAAGAGCUGGCUACACGCCUGGCCCAGGCCAUUGCAGGUGGGGAUGAGAAAGCAGCAGCCCAAGUGGCAGCAAUCCUGGCACAGCAUCAUGUGGCUCUCAAUGUCCAGCUCAUGGAGGCCUGGUUCCCACCAGGUCCCAUAAGGCUGCAAGUCACAGUUGAAGAUGCUACAUCGGUAUUGUCCUCUUCAUCGUCUGCCCAUGUCUCACUGCAGAUCCACCCACACUGCUCCAUUGCAGCCCUCCAGGAACAGGUGUUCUCAGAGUUCGGUUUCCCGCCAGCUGUGCAGCGCUGGGUCAUUGGGCGGUGUCUGUGUAUGCCUGAACGAAGCCUUGCUUCCUAUGGAGUCUCUCAAGAUGGGGACCCUGCUUUUCUUUACUUGCUAUCAGCCCCCCGAGAAGUUUCAGGACACAGCCUUCAAAACUCCAAGAUGGAUAGGAAAUUAGGAUGCUUGUUUCCUCAGUCAUUGGAGCUGCCUCAUAACCUCCAGCCAUCCAGUUCCAGUCUCCCAGGUCCCCCUCAGCCUGGCUGGUCUUGCCCUUCCUGCACCUUCAUCAAUGCCUCAAAUCGCCCUGGCUGUGAGAUGUGUAGCACCCAAAGGCCCUGUGCUUGGGAUCCCCUUACUUCAGCUUCCACUUAGAAGCUACCAAAGGUUACAGAGAAUAUGGGCCUCCUGUCACAGACCCAAAUACCACCACUGGAACUUUGCAAGGGACCCCCUGCUUGUCGGGGACACGAGGCAGUGAUUAAAGACACGUAAGAUGUG
Molecule: messenger RNA, 2251 nt
Organism: Arvicanthis niloticus (Nile rat)
Lineage: Eukaryota; Metazoa; Chordata; Mammalia; Rodentia; Muridae
Gene: Sharpin
Product: SHANK associated RH domain interactor
Biological process (GO): positive regulation of canonical NF-kappaB signal transduction; protein linear polyubiquitination; proteasome-mediated ubiquitin-dependent protein catabolic process
Cellular component (GO): LUBAC complex
Molecular function (GO): ubiquitin binding; ubiquitin-protein transferase activity
Source: RefSeq, a predicted model, not a curated record